AUGGCUUCUUCAGCAACAACAACAACACUUUUCCAAUCUUCACCUUUCUCUCUCAACACCAAACCCAAACCCUAUUCUCUCCCCAAAUCAAAACCCUCCAAUUUCACCCUCAAAUCCCAAUCUCAACCACAACCCAUCACUCACAACAGCAACAACAACAACCCUCCCCCCGCCACCGCAACUCCACCGCACUCUUCCUCCAAACACCGCCGCCCCGCCGACGAAAACAUCCGCGACGAAGCCCGUCGCAUAAACGUCUCCCAACAUCUCUUCUCCGCCAAAUACGUCCCUUUCAACGCCGAUCCGUCUUCCACCGAAUCCUACUCCCUCGACGAGAUCGUUUACCGAUCCCAAUCCGGCGGCCUCCUCGACGUCCAACACGACCUCGACGCUCUCAAGAAGUUCGAUGGCGCGUACUGGCGUAACCUCUUCGAUUCACGUGUCGGGAAAACUACAUGGCCUUAUGGUUCCGGUGUAUGGAGCAAGAAGGAAUGGGUUUUACCCGAGAUCGAUGACGAUGACAUCAUUAGCGCUUUUGAAGGUAACUCCAAUCUUUUCUGGGCUGAGCGUUUUGGCAAACAGUUUCUAGGCAUGAAUGAUUUGUGGGUUAAGAAUUGCGGUACUAGUCAUACUGGUAGUUUCAAGGAUUUGGGUAUGACUGUUCUUGUUAGCCAGGUUAACCGUCUCAGGAAAAUGAACCGUCCUGUUGUGGGUGUUGGUUGUGCUUCUACUGGCGAUACUUCCGCUGCUUUGUCUGCUUAUUGUGCGUCUGCUGGGAUUCCUUCCAUUGUUUUCCUGCCUGCUAAUAGAAUAUCUAUUGCUCAGUUGGUUCAGCCGAUUGCCAAUGGUGCUUUUGUUCUUAGCAUUGAUACUGAUUUUGAUGGCUGUAUGCAGUUGAUUCGUGAAGUCACUGCUGAGUUGCCCAUUUAUUUGGCUAAUUCUCUUAACAGUUUGAGGCUUGAAGGACAGAAAACUGCUGCUAUUGAGAUUUUGCAGCAGUUUGAUUGGCAGGUGCCUGAUUGGGUUAUUGUGCCUGGUGGAAAUCUUGGGAAUAUUUAUGCUUUUUAUAAAGGGUUUCAAAUGUGUAAAGAGUUAGGUCUUGUGGAUAGGGUUCCAAGGCUUGUUUGUGCUCAAGCUGCGAAUGCCAAUCCUUUGUAUUUGUAUUUUAAGUCGGGUUGGAAAGAGUUUAAGGCGGUUAGAGCACAGACUACUUUUGCGUCUGCUAUUCAGAUUGGUGAUCCUGUUUCUAUUGAUAGAGCUGUUCAUGCUUUGAAGAACUGUAAUGGUAUUGUUGAGGAAGCUACUGAGGAGGAAUUGAUGGAUGCUAUGGCUCAGGCUGAUUCGACCGGAAUGUUUACUUGUCCCCACACUGGUGUUGCUUUGACUGCUUUGUUUAAACUCAGGAAUAGUGGUGUUAUUAAGCCUACUGAUAGGACUGUUGUGGUCAAGGCUGAUUUUGGGUCUGUUAUGGAUGUUUUGUCCAAGUAUUUGCAGAGCAAGGCACCCAAGUAUCAUUAG
Molecule: messenger RNA, 1518 nt
Organism: Vicia faba (fava bean)
Lineage: Eukaryota; Viridiplantae; Streptophyta; Magnoliopsida; Fabales; Fabaceae
Source: the annotation of a GenBank genome assembly